GGAACUACAGCGUCAGAGCAGCUUUUCCUAACCAGACUAAACUAUGUGUGAAGUUUGGGAAAUCUUAAAUACAUGAGACCUAUCAAAUGAAUGCUUGGUUAUCAAUUACAACCCGAUUUUCUACAUAUUUCCAAAACUGAAGGAAAUGCUAUUAAUUCAUUUGGUGUAACAUUACAGGUGGUUACCAGGUGUACACAACACUCGUUCAACAACACUCAACUUGUUUUGCAGAAACAUUGAAACUUCUUUUAAUGUAGGGAUGUUUUUUUCCAGUUUAAAGCAGUUUGUUGUGUGUUUUUUGAGUAAUCUCUCUGUAAUAUAUACAUUUCUGUAUUGGCCAACACAAUGCUUUUAUAUUUUCUGAAAUUGUAUUUCAUACUAUUUAUAAAUUUAUGUUAGAUUAUAUUUUAUAUUUGUUUAUCAUAUGUUUGUAGUUUUGAUGGCAACUUUUUCUUUUCACUUAAAUCAGUGGAAAUGAUUUUCCAAAUGAAUCCUCCGACCAGCAUUCACGGUGUGACAACUUGCCCCGUGAAGCGCAGAUAUAACCUGCGUGUAAAAUGCCUCGAUCUUCCGGUGCUCUGUGUCUAUAUUUAUCGGACUCUCUCGCCAUAAAAGGUCGUGAGAGCAGCUCGGACAUUCCUGCCAGCGCCAACAUUAUUUUUGUUGUGCGGCCCGCAGCUCCCGCUGAGUGCGCGCUGCGCGUUCGCGUCCGCGUCGCCGAUUGGGUUCGAGUUCCUGAAGCGCGCACAUUUGCGCACCGGCUCACUGCGGACUGCGGGCGUUUGGCAAGCAAGUUUAGAAACUGACUAAAAGAGCUUGAGAACAGAGGACAGUGUUCAAGCUAAAGCGGACACAAUGUCGGGAUCAAUACCGUUUUACCAGAAACAUCAUCGCCACUAUGAUCGUGGCUACCGUAGACGGGAGACUGAGUCUGCUAUUAGCCAAUACCAGCAGAGCUCCAGCAGUUAUUCCUCACGUAGCAGCAAAAGCACACAGGGCAUUAGAGCUGCCACAUAUACGGCACUAGAUGAGGGGGGCAUCAGACCCCUGCCCACGAGAGCCAAGCCCACCUAUCUGGCCAUGGACAAGGAGAACCAGAUCAUCGGUUAUGUGGUGCCCAUCUUCAGGGGCAGUCGUGAGUUUGAAAGUGGUCUGUCAGACACAGAGGAAGCACGCGCUAAAGAGAGCGCCGGAUAUCUGGCACGCCGUGACCUCUUCACUAGCGGCGUGGAGUUGGAGCGCACAGAACACAAGUCCCGCCGAACCGUCAUGAGAGAGUCCGCUGAGCGCAUCUCGCUUAGCAAAAGGAUUCAUGAGAACGAAGAGUAUCACAAGCGUCUGAACGAGGACAGCCUGAUGCACACACCAGAGUUUGUGAUCAAGCCCCGUUCACACACUGUGUGGGAGAAACAGUGUGUGCGGCUGCACUGCACCAUCACGGGAUGGCCUGAACCACGCGUGGUGUGGUACAAGAACAAUGUCUCCAUUGACCCCAUGGCCCACCCAGGGAAGUACAAACUGGAGAGCAGCUAUAAUGUUCACUCCCUGGAGAUUAACAGGUGUGAUUUUGAUGACACUGCACAGUACCGCGUGUCCGCAAUGAACAGCAAGGGCGAGAACGCCGCGUACGCUUCUGUCGUCGUCAAAAGAUUCAAAGGAGAGAUGGAUGAGUAUCUGCCUACUCCAAAACAGCUGCCCUGUCUGGAGUACGGUGUGACUUUUGAAACGCACAUCGUGGAGAAGUUUGGAGUGGCGUUCGGCCGUGAAGGAGAGACUCUGAGUUUCGGCUGCAACGUCAUCAUCUAUCCAUCACUGCAGCGCUUUCAGCCGGAGAUCGAGUGGUACAGAGAUGAUAAACUGCUGGUGCCGUCUAAAUGGAUGCAGAUGCACUGGAGCGGAGACAGAGCUACACUCACGCUCACACACCUCAACAAAGAGGACGAGGGGCUGUACACACUCCGCGUCAUCACCAAAUCUGGAUUUGAGACUCACUCCGCCUAUGUGUUUGUUAGAGAUUGUGAUGGUGAGGUUGAAGGUGCACCCGGAGCUCCUUUAGAUGUACAGUGUCAGGAGGCCAAUAAGGAUUACAUCAUCGUUACCUGGAAACAGCCAGCGGUGGAUGGCGGGAGUCACAUCUUGGGCUACUUUGUUGACAGAUGUGAGGUUGGCACUACACAUUGGGCUCAAUGUAAUGACACUCCAGUGAAGUUUGCUCGUUUCCCCGUCACCGGUCUGGUGGAGGGACGCAGCUACUCGUUUCGUGUGCGUGCGGUGAAUAAGGCCGGUAUGAGUCACCCGUCCCGUGUGUCUGAACCCGUAGCUGCUAUGGACCCUGCUGAUCGCGCACGAAAAGGUACAUCUGCUCCCUGGACUGGCCAGAUCAUUGUAACUGAAGAAGAACCUGUAGAGGGAGUCGUUCCCGGCCGACCUUGUGACCUCAGUGUCAUUGAAGCCACUAAAAACUAUGUGGUACUGAGCUGGAAGCCCCCAGGUGAGAAGGGUCAUGAAGGGGUCAUGUAUUAUGUUGAAAAGUGCGUUUCUGGCACAGACACCUGGCAGCGAGUAAACACUGAAAUCCCGGUGAAAUCUCCACGCUUCGCUCUCUUCGAUCUGGCGGAGGGCAAAUCGUAUUGCUUCCGUGUUCGCUGCUGUAACUCGGCUGGUGUCGGAGAACCAUCAGAACCGACUGAAGCCACCACGGUUGGCGACAAACUGGAUAUCCCGUCAGCCCCUGGUCGUGUGGUGCCGACCCGCAACACGGACACGUCAGUGGUGGUUUCGUGGGAGGCGUCGCGUGAUGCUAAAGAGCUGGUGGGCUACUACAUCGAGUCAAGCGUCGCUGGGAGCAAUGCCUGGGAACCAUGCAACAACAAACCUGUGAAAUGCACCAGGUUUAUCUGUCAUGGCCUGACCACGGGCGAGACAUACGUCUUCCGUGUGCGAGCGGUGAAUGCUGCAGGAAUCAGUGAUUUCUCACAAGAAUCUGAAUCUAUCGAAGUUAAAGCUGCUAUUGGGGGCGGUAUUCCUCACGCAUCCCCUGCUCCUCCCUAUGGCAUCACUGUGUUGGAAAGUGUGCGGGACUCGAUGGUGUUGGCAUGGAAACAGCCCACUUUCAUUGGUGGCGCUGACAUCACCGGCUACUUCAUUGAUUACCGUGAGGUCAUAGGUGGAGUGCCGGGAAAAUGGCACGAGGCGAACAUCAAGUCCAUCAGCGAGCGAGCAUAUAGAGUGUCGGACCUGAAGGAGAACAUGCUGUACCAGUUCCAGUUACGCGCAGCCAAUAUGGCUGGUGUGGGGAUCCCAUCUCAGCCCAGUGAUGUAUUCAGAUGUGAGGAGUGGACCAUUGCUGUUCCUGGACCUCCCCAUGACCUCCAAAUACAGGAGGUUCGAAAGGACGCUCUGGUGUUGCUAUGGAAACCACCCGUGUACCAGGGCCGUGAUGCUGUAAAUGGAUACUACGUUGAUAUUAAGGAGGCUGAUGCAGACUUUGAGAUGUGGAGGGGUUUUAAUGAGAAAGCCACUGAUAAGAGGCACAUGAAGAUCAAGGAUCUAAAGGAGGGCGAGUCGUAUGUGUUCCGCGUGCGAGCUCAGAACAAGGCUGGUGUAGGAAAAGCCUCAGAAACCACAGAACCGGUCAAGGCCGUGACUAAACCAGGCACUUCGGAGAUCGUGGUGGAAGUUGAUGACGAUGGCGUCAUUUCUCUGAACUUCCAGUGUUCAGAACUCACUCCUGACUCCAAAUUCAUCUGGUCCAAGAAUUAUGAGGAGAUGUCAGAUUCUGACCGCAUGACCAUGGACACCAAGGGCAACAAGUCUAAAGCAACCUUUAAGACGCCUUCAGAAGAGGAUCUUGGGAUUUACUCUUGUGUGGUCACACACACUGAUGGAGUGUCAGCCAGCUACACAAUCACUGAAGAAGGUCUAAAGGAUCUCUUGAAAAUCAGUCACGAGCACAAGUUCCCUAUUAUUCCUCUGAAGAGCGAGCUGGCCGUGGAGUUGCUGGAGAAGGGAAGAGUUCGCUUCUGGCUCCAUGCGGAGAAGAUGUCUGCCAACGGAAAAGUUGAAUACGUGUUCAAUGACAAUAUGAUUUCCCAGGGAGAGAAAUACAAGAUGAACUUUGAUAAAAACACAGGCAUUAUUGAAAUGUUCAUGGAGACUCUGAGCAAAGACGACGAGGGAACGUUCACUUUCCAACUUCAGGACGGCAAAGCCACUAAUCAGUCCAGUCUGGUGUUGAUCGGAGACGUCUUCAAGCAGUUACAGAAGGAAUCAGAGUUCCAGAGGAAGGAAUGGCACAGGAAACAGGGUCCACACUUUGUGGAGUAUCUCAGUUAUGAAGUAACACCUGAAUGCUGUGUUAGACUGAAGUGCAAGGUCGGUAACAUGAAGAAAGACUUGGCUCUCUGGUAUAAAGACGGACGUGAGAUUAAAGUCAGUGAGAAACUGGAUUUCUCUGAAGGAGUGUUGACUCUGGAGAUUGCACAGAUCUCAAAGAAAGAUGCCGGUGUUUAUGAAGUGGUUGUGAAGGACGACAGAGGCAAAGACACAUCAACCCUCAAUCUCACUGACCAUGGAUUUAAAGAUUUGAUGAAUGAGGUCUUCAGUGUUAUUGCCAACUCGUCCACUCCACUGAAGAUUCAGAGCACUGAGGAGGGAAUCAGACUUUACAGCUUUGUCAGCUAUUACAACGAUGAGCUGCACGUCACCUGGCAUCACAAGGACGCAGCGAUCGCAUUCACAGAUCGCAUUAAGAGCGGUGUGGUGGGCGAGCAGCUCUGGCUUCAGAUUUCUGAACCCACUGAGAAAGACAAAGGGAAGUAUGCCAUCGAGUUCUUCGACGGUAAAGGAGGUCUGCGCAGGACCGUGGAACUGGCAGGACAGGCAUUCGAUGAUGCGUUUGCUGAAUUUCAGAGACUCAAGUCUGCAGCCAUCGCAGAGAGAAAUCGCGCUCGCGUGGCUGGUGGACUGCCUGACGUCGUGACUAUCCAGGAAGGAAAGGCUUUGAAUCUGACCUGCAACAUCUCAGGAGAUCCAGUGCCCGAGGUCACCUGGCUGAAGAACGAGCGCGAGAUGGUUUCUGACGAUCAUUACAUCCUCAAAUUCGAGUCUGGCAAGUUUGCCAGUUUCACCAUCACCGGCGUCAACACGUCCGACUCCGGCAAAUACAGCAUCCUGGUGAAGAACAAGUACGGUACCGAGAGCGGCGAUUUUACUUUAAAAGCGACGGAGAACAUGGGAGAUUAUGGGGUCAUUUCAUACCUGGCUGAUGCUGAUGGAAAUGUGACUGUUGGACCUGCAACACCUUUAUCCACCAGUCGUUCAGCGAAACCCCCAUCCAGAUCAACACCUGCCCCAGUUAUACAAGCACCAACAACAUCCGCCCCAGAGACACCUAUUCUACCAACAUCUGCCGCAGUUACCCCAGCAACCCCAACACCAGCUCCUGUUACCCCUGUUACACCAACACCCGCCCUAGCAACGCCAUCACCACCAUCACCCGCUCUAGCGACCCCAUCAACACCCGCCCUAGUGACCCCAUCACCACCAACACCCGCCCUAGCGACACCACCGACAUCUGCCCUAGCAUCCCCAUCACCACCAACACCCGCCUCGGUUACCCCAGCGCCCACACCAUCCACUCCCACACCAGGCGAGGAUCUCAAUAAAAAGGCAGUUACUGAAAACACAUCAUCACUGCGUAAAGACUCGGAAACUGUUGGAGAUCUCGCAGACUCCGUUCCUGCACACGAGGCCUCGUCUGCGGCCGAACCUGAGGAGUCCACAGCCGCUCCUGUACAAUAAACAAUUAUUUGGUGUGAAACAUUUACUUGAGUGCCAGAACUAUACCAUCUAUAUUAUACGAUCUAAAUAAAACGGGUUGUUUUUGCUGUGACUGAUGAGUGUAUCACACAAACAAUAGACCUGCAGCAUUUGACAUGUUUCAGGACUUGGUGUCUACUAGAGAGUAAUUUUGUCAUGGAGUAUAUGGAAAUAAAUAAAUAAUCAGUUGCUCAAUUAAGAAUAAAGAUUCUCUAUUCUGGCCAUCCACCAGUGUUUAGUUAAUGUUGACAUAAACACACCAGCUCAUUCUCUCACUCAGAUAAAACGCACGUUUUAAAUCACUGUUUUUACAAUGUUGGGUAAGUAGCCUCAAAAGUUGGGUUGAUUCGAUCAGUGUUUGGUAACAUAUGUUCGUUCAUGAGCCAGCAGAUUUUUUUUUUCAUAUUAUACCCAACAACGGGUUGAGAUGACACAGCUUUUUGGAAUGCAUCUACAACAUGUAAAUCAUCAGAAACUGUAAUUAAACUCAUUGCAUUAAAAGAAUAACUUGA
Messenger RNA from Triplophysa dalaica, 6332 nucleotides. It is a transcript of the gene myom1b, whose product is annotated as myomesin 1b. NCBI's taxonomy places the organism in Eukaryota, Metazoa, Chordata, Actinopteri, Cypriniformes, Nemacheilidae. The record is from RefSeq and is a predicted model, not a curated record. Gene Ontology annotation, molecular function: protein binding.